Messenger RNA from Hylaeus volcanicus, 3378 nucleotides. Its product is annotated as bromodomain-containing protein 4. The transcript is spliced from 9 exons. Bases 219 to 2372 code for a protein of 717 amino acids. The record is from RefSeq and is a predicted model, not a curated record. Lineage: Eukaryota; Metazoa; Arthropoda; Insecta; Hymenoptera; Colletidae.
CUUCGUCGUUGGUGGGGGCAACCCUAAGCUAGCGGUGUCAGACGGUGCCGGGCGCUCACUGCUCGUCGAUUCGCCGAACGAUCGACAUCGAGUGUACCCGUCGAUUCAGAAAAGGAUUUUUCGUCCACGGAGGAUCCCCUCGCUCGCUACAAGGAGAGAAAAGAAGAAGGAAACUCGUGGUCUCCGUUCAGUGCUGAAAAGAGGCUUCACGGAAGAAUAUGGAGAAGGAGCAACCGGAUUCCUUGGCGACCGUCGCCGUCGUCUCGGAGAAGAUGGCCCAGCCGCACAGCAAUUACGCGCCCAGCGAGGUUUACUCCUCCGCCGAACCACCACCGGCGUACAUGAGGCCAAAGAGCACAGCGGUUCAAAUCGCGAGGAUCGCAGCUAUCACGUUGGUGACAAUGUCCUUCGUCUUUGGUAGCUUCUUCCUCGCUGCAUCCUGGGUCCAGGCUCGAGCAACCUGCACCCCCGAGUCCAUCGCUGCGAUGCAAGCAGAGUUGAGGUUCCAGCAACAGCAGCCGUCUAUCAACUACCAGCAAGGUGAAUUCCUGAAGCACCUGCAACCAGAGGCACUCAUCCAGGAGUCCACCGCGGCGAAGGAGAUCCAGCAGAGCCUCGCUGAGAACACACCGUCGAAGAAGGAUCCCGAGCCAGACACUAAGGAUAUAAAAAUUCAGAAGGACGACGAGAAUAAUUCAAAGACAGACAACGAGAAUGGUGACCACGACGAAGACGACGACGACUAUGAUGACGAUGAGUUCCCUCCCGUCCACAUCAAACUACCUCUUCAGUUUGAUUUUGACGAGAUUGCAGGAACUUUGAUCCAAGAAGCACGCAGCCGAGUUUCCUGCGUGGUAGAAAGACGAAGGGCCGACCAGGUGAUGGACGGUGCCAACAACAACAACGUGGAGAAUGCUACCGAUUCGCGCUACCAAAGGCUCAGCGGGGAACGCGUUGCUAUUCUUUGCGAAUCUGGCAAUCCUCAUCAGGAGCAACAGGAGAACGAGAUGCUCACGCCGAUCAUCAUUCCCCUGGGAACUGUCCAAGUGCCUCUUCAAAAUCAGGAGCAGAACACAGGCUACCACCAGUACCAAGUCCACACUCAGUAUCAAGUUCCUGACAUGCAGCAGUUACCUCUUAGCGACCCACGCGGUCUGAACCACAUCCCACCGGGUGUUCUUCCCCCUGAGCUGCGAAAUUUCCCUCAAAUGAACGUUGAAAUGAGACCUCCGCGAAUGGGACCACAGGCGCCUGUGAUGGGACCGCAAGGGCCCAUGAUGGGACCACAGAACCCAGCGAUGGGACCCCAGAUCGAAAUGCGCAGAAUUCCCAUCGAAGUGCGUCAGUUCCCAAUGAAUUUCGUGAGAGGUAUGCGCCCACCGAUGCCCCAGGAUCCCCAACAAGUACCCAUGAUGUACCAACAAGUUGAACAGACAAAUGGCGGAUACGGUCAAGAACAGGGUCCAAUGAUGAUGCCUCCCCCAGUACCGCAGCCUGAGGGUCAGGCUCCCGAGCAGAGGGUGAUCCCACACGUAAUGAUCACGCAAACCGAGCAACGCCCACCUCAACCUCAAAUGCCACCUCAGAUGCCACCUCAAAUGCAACCCCAGCCUCAGCCACAGCCUCAGCAACCCCAGCCUCAAGUUCCUGAGAGACCGCGCUCUCCAUUCCAAGGAAUUCCGUUCGAAAUUCGAAGGAUCAUUCAACAGGUGCCUCUGGAGAUCAAGAAUAUCAUUCAGCAUAUCACUGGCGAGGCUAGACCCGUCCCAGUACAAGUACCUGAUGGUGCACGCCGUGAGAACGUGCAAGAAUUCAAGCCGUUCCCGGAAGGAGCUCAACCCAUUCCUCUGGGACUUCCACUUCCGGUAGAGGUUCGAAAUCUAUUGGAGCAUGGAAAUAUCGAGGGCCGCCAGCGACCGGAUGGUUCCAACGAACAACAGGAAGCUAAACCUUUCCCUGGACCGGACGACGACAGCGAGGAGGAAAGGAACUUCCCUGUACCGGCGGAAAUUCGCAACAUUAUUCACCAGGUCGUGGAGGGCAACGCUUUCCCAAUGCCAAGAUUCGCUCUUCCGUUGAGACCUGUUGAAUCUUUGGACAUACCCGUGGAAGCCCGCGCCGAAGUCACCGACGGACAAAACGCCGAUCAAGAAUCGGAGCAGCGACAACAGGACCAGCAACAAACACACAUGAUGAUGCAGCAGCAGCAACCGCAGCACUUGCAGCCGCACCAACAGCAGCAACCACAAGAACAGGAAGAGGAGAGCCGCCCACACUAUGUGCAACCGCGUUCGGUGCGCUCCAUUCCUGAUGCGUUCGUCCACCGUCGCGAGAAGCGCGUCCGUCGUUGCGCUUGCGAUUGCGCUUGUUAAUUUCAUAUUCAAGCGCAUAUCGGAUAGCAAUGCCUCGUCGUACCCGGUCGAAGCGAAUGUCCCUGAAAAAAAAAAAACGAAAAGAACACCUCGAAGCAUGUUUGAUCAGUUUCUGUGACCUAAAGAAUAAGUACCAUUUCAGGAAAUCCAAACACGAAUUCUUCCUCACGCAUCCUGCAUUUUUCCAAGUCUCGGUGGCAAACCCACGACCAGGUACUAACUAGAGGAGCAGAAUGGGACAGAGAGUCGCGGAGAUAAAAAAAAAAAAAUUGUUUCAUUAAGUUCGUAGUAUUACACGGUUUCGUAAAGCAGCAGCGAGGUCAGCGUUUCGUUGAGGCUACUCGUAAACACGUUGGCAAGAUAAAAAAUAGAGUAAUAAAAGUGAAUAACGACUGUCGUAAAAUGUAGGGAUUCUUACAUUGAAGAACAAACGUUUGAGUAGUCGGAAAGAGAUCCAUUGAUACCAGUGAUAUUCUUUGAACUAACUUUGAACUAACUUUGUCAUUAAAGUUUCUUCUUCUCGUGAUAACGGCUGCAUGUAGGGAGGAAAUGGGUGAUAGAAAUAUAAUCUGUGAUCGUUUCUUUCGCUCUCGUUGAAAAGAAGAAAAAUUAAGAAAAAUAGCUUUUCAGAUGAUCGGAGAACAGGUUUGGUUGUAUUAUAUAUUUCACGACGAUCGCUUGGUGUAUUAGGUAAACGUUGCCAAGAAAAGCUUCGAAUUUCUUAACCGCAAUUAACACUGAUAUGUUUGUUUAGCUUUAAAUCGGUUCAUCAAACGCGCGAAAAUAAAAUUCGACGAUCCUUCUGUGAAAUCCAAUCCAGUCUUGGCGUCUAUUUGUGUAGCUUUCAUUUUGUACUUGCAGAUACGUUUCUGAAUCACACUUUGCAUCUACCCUAAAUUCUUUAAGGUAUGGUCAUUUUAUUAUUCUGUAUUCCUAUAUUAUAUACAUAUAUAUAUAUAUUUUUUUUUUCAUGACAAUUAAUAAAGUGACAAGAUUAUUGACUAGA